This is a messenger RNA of Diceros bicornis minor, 2887 nucleotides long. RefSeq names its product golgi associated, gamma adaptin ear containing, ARF binding protein 1 (gene GGA1). The transcript has 17 exons. The coding region runs from base 88 to 1998 and encodes 636 amino acids. The record is from RefSeq and is a predicted model, not a curated record. Gene Ontology annotation, molecular function: small GTPase binding; phosphatidylinositol binding; ubiquitin binding. Gene Ontology annotation, biological process: intracellular protein transport; vesicle-mediated transport. NCBI's taxonomy places the organism in Eukaryota, Metazoa, Chordata, Mammalia, Perissodactyla, Rhinocerotidae. Gene Ontology annotation, cellular component: trans-Golgi network.
CUUUAAUCGGCAGAGGGCGGUGCCGACGAGGUCCCGCGAGAGCGGCGGGGGGCGGGGGGCGGUGCCGAGGCUCGGGAGCCGUGGUAGAUGGAGCCCGCGAUGGAGCCGGAGACUCUGGAGGCGCGAAUCAACAGAGCCACGAACCCCCUGAACAAGGAACUGAACUGGGCCAGCAUCAACAGCUUCUGCGAGCAGCUCAACGAGGACUUCGAGGGGCCUCCACUUGCCACCCGGCUGUUGGCCCAUAAGAUCCAGUCCCCGCAGGAGUGGGAGGCAGUCCAGGCUCUGACGGUGUUGGAAACAUGCAUGAAGAGCUGCGGCAAGAGGUUCCACGAUGAGGUGGGCAAGUUCCGCUUCCUCAAUGAGCUCAUCAAGGUCGUAUCUCCCAAGUACCUGGGCUCUCGGACGUCGGAGAAAGUGAAGAACAAGAUCUUGGAGCUCCUCUACAGCUGGACAGUUGGCCUGCCCGAGGAGGUGAAGAUCGCAGAGGCCUACCAGAUGCUCAAGAAGCAGGGGAUUGUGAAGUCCGACCCCAAGCUUCCAGAUGACACCACCUUUCCCCUCCCUCCUCCGCGGCCCAAGAAUGUGAUCUUUGAAGACGAGGAGAAGUCCAAGAUGCUGGCCCGCCUGCUGAAGAGCUCCCACCCCGAGGACCUCCGAGCGGCCAACAAACUCAUCAAGGAGAUGGUGCAGGAGGACCAGAAGCGGAUGGAGAAGAUCUCGAAGCGAGUGAGUGCCAUCGAGGAGGUGAACAACAAUGUGAAGCUGCUGACGGAGAUGGUGAUGAGCCACAGCCAGGGCGUGGCGGCAGCCCACAGCAGAGAGGACCUCAUGAAGGAACUGUACCAGCGCUGUGAGCGGUUGCGGCCCACGCUUUUCCGACUGGCCAGCGACACAGAGGACAAUGAUGAGGCCUUGGCGGAGAUCCUGCAGGCCAACGACAACCUGACCCAGGUGAUCACUCUGUACAAGCAGCUGGUGCGGGGCGAGGAGGUCAACGGUGAUGCCGCCACUGGCUCCAUCCCUGGGAGCACCUCGGCCCUGCUGGACCUCUCAGGCCUGGAUCUCCCUCCUGCCGGCACCACCUACCCAGCCAUGCCCUCCCACCCUGGUGACCAGGCCAGCCCCGAGCAGCCCAGCACCUCCGUUUCCCUGCUUGACGAUGAGCUCAUGUCUCUGAGCCUCAGUGACCCCACACCCCCUUCAGGCCCAAGCUUGGAUGGUGCUGGAUGGAACAGCUUCCAGUCGUCUGAUGGCACCGAACCCCCAGCCCCUACUCCAGCCCCCAGCACGGACAGUCGGCCCCCAGCGCAGAUGCCCGUGCCAUCAAGCAGUGGUCUGGAUGACCUGGACCUCUUGGGGAAGACCCUCCUCCAGCAGUCACUGCCCCCGGAGUCCCAGCAAGUGCGGUGGGAGAAGCAGCAGCCAGCCCCCCGGCUCACGCUCCGCGACCUGCAGAAUAAAGGCAGCUGCAGCUCACCCAGCGCCAGUGCCACCAGCCUCCUCCACACCACCUCCCCCGAGCCCCCUGGGCCUCCGCGGCAGCCCAUGCCCACUGAGCUCUCACUGGCCAACAUCACUGUGCCCCUGGAGUCCAUCAAACCCAGCAGCAUGUUGCCAGUGACUGUGUAUGACCAGCAUGGCUUCCGGGUCCUCUUCCACUUUGCCCGGGACCCGCUGCCCGGGCGCUCCGACGUGCUGGUGGUGGUGGUUUCCAUGCUGAGCACCGCCCCCCAGCCCAUUCGCAACAUCGUUUUCCAGUCAGCGGUCCCCAAGGUCAUGAAGGUGAAGCUGCAGCCGCCCUCAGGCACGGAGCUGCCGGCCUUUAACCCCAUCGUCCACCCCUCAGCUAUCACCCAGGUCCUGCUCCUCGCCAACCCCCAGAAGGAGAAGGUUCGCCUCCGCUACAAGCUCCUCUUCACCAUGGGCGACCAGACCUACAACGAGAUGGGGGAUGUGGACCAGUUCCCCCCACCUGAGACCUGGGGGAGCCUCUAGAACAGAGGGGGGCUGGGGAGCGGAGGGGCAAUGGGAUUGGCCCUGGUCUAGCCUGGGUGGGAGGCUGUGUGGCCAAGGACGCCCUUUGUUCCCACGGCCAUAGCCCCUGGGCCUGGUGCUUCUCCCCUCCACCCCUGGGGCCCCUCCUGCCUUGUCCUCUCCCCUGCUGAGCCAAACCCAGCAGGAGGCUGGGCCUGGGUUUGCACUGCUGGGGACCUUCACCACAGGGGGGAGCCUGGAGCAGAGAAGGGCUGCAUGGCCCUGGAAGGACUUGGGGUCAAGGGGGAGAAGCAUGGCUGUCGGGCGAGGGCCAGGACCUCAGGCCCAGCUCCGAACCCAACCUGGGGGUGGGGUCAUCCCUGCCUGUCUCUUAUGCCUUAUGGGAAGGCCCAGCCAUACCUCGGGGGCUGUGCUGGAGCCGGGGCCCAGCUCAGGCCUCCUCCAUAGGAACCGGGUGACUGUGGGGGUGAUGCCUGCACCCCCAGCCGUUUGCACUCUCUAGUGUGUGGUUUGACUCUGCUUUUCUUUCUAAGUGGCCCUGUGGUCACCUUUCACGGGGCCCAGUGGAGGAGCUCCUCCUGUCCCCCACUCCUCCUGGGGGUCUCCCACCACCCGCCCUUUGCUCUCAGGCCUCUUGAAGGGCUGUGGGCUGUGUGACUGCUGGCCAAGGGGCAUGUCAGAGGUGGUGGCGCCACCUCGGGGUUCUGGGCUUCUGGCCAGGGUGGGUGCUGCACGGGAGUUCUCGCUGUGUGGCCUUCAUUCGUCGGCCUGUGCUGGGGCCUCCUGUGGGCGUCACCUCUGUCUAUCCAUCUGUCCCUGGGCAGAAGUAGGGCCAGCGUGUGAGUGAGAGCAGGAGUAUUUAUGGAAAUAAAACGUCCUUUUUCCUGGA